CGCUGUCAACGCGUGACACACGCUUCAGAGCACGGUUCUGCCUGCGACUGCCUGGGAGGGAGACGACCGGGCAGGAAAGGACUUUUCUGUUAGAUCUUCGGAAAGCUGCAAGAGAUUCGGGUAAUACCGUCUGGAACACAGCGGAUGCCAGUGGGUGAAGUCAAGAGAGUACGGUACACCCUCUCUAACAAGACAGGGCUGUUCUGUACUGUCCUCUUUCGUCUGAAGUUUUGAGAGGAAAACUUGCCUGAGGCUUUGCACUGUGAGGAAGUUUUCUCGAUAGUCAGCGUUUUGUGGCAUAGUAUGGAUUUGACAACAUCACAACAUAAUCAUCUACAAAAUGAACUGAUAAGAGAAUUGGAAAGACAGGAAGGAGAAAAAGAAGAUGAACAGAUAGUUGCAGAAAUCAUGAGAAGGCGUUUUUUUCCUGCUCUUAUAACUCAUAAGUCCUGGGAAGGCUUUCACUUUGCUGGCCAUGAGAUAAGAAUUACAGAAGCCACUGAUUGUUACGGGGCAGUCGUCUGGCCAUCGGCUCUUGUUCUGUGUUAUUUUUUGGAAACGAAUUCUAAACAAUACAAUUUGGUUGACAAAAAUGUGAUUGAAAUUGGAGCUGGAACUGGGUUGGUCUCCAUAGUAGCCAGUUUACUGGGUGCACUUGUGACUGUCACUGAUUUGCCAGAACUGUUGGGAAACCUUCAGCAUAACGUUCUCCAAAAUACAAAGCUGAAAUGCAAGCAUCAGCCUUGCGUUAAGGAAUUGUCUUGGGGAAUUGAUCUGGAAAAGAACUUUCCUAGGUCUUCCUGUCACUUCGACUACAUUAUGGCUGCUGAUGUAGUUUACCACCAUCCCUUCCUGGAUGAACUCCUCCUAACUUUUGAUCACUUGUGCAAGAAUGACACUGUUAUUUUGUGGGCUAUGAAGUUUAGGUUGGACAAAGAGAACCAAUUUGUGGGCAGAUUUCAGACACUGUUUGACUUAGAGGUGAUUUCUAAUUUCCCCAGUUUGAACAUAACCUUGUAUAAGGCAAUGAGGAAAGGCAGGAUGAAAACCAGACCUUCCAAACUGAUGGUCUGAAAGAGAGAUACAGGGAGGUGAAAGUUUCAGCUGUUCUGCAGCGUGUUCUCUUUUUAAAUAAUUUCCGUGUUAGUAGCUGCUAACAGCUGCAUGAAUGACAAUUUUAGACAGCUAAAACGAAACAUCAGAUUCCUAGUGCAUCCCUAACAAAUUCCUAAAUUCAAUUUGCCAAUAGUUUUAAACACAG
Pygoscelis adeliae (Adelie penguin) is the source of this 1261-nucleotide messenger RNA. RefSeq names its product protein-lysine methyltransferase METTL21E-like. Gene Ontology annotation, molecular function: protein-lysine N-methyltransferase activity. The record is from RefSeq and is a predicted model, not a curated record. The coding region runs from base 304 to 1074 and encodes 256 amino acids. Gene Ontology annotation, cellular component: cytoplasm; cytosol. The transcript is spliced from 6 exons. Lineage: Eukaryota; Metazoa; Chordata; Aves; Sphenisciformes; Spheniscidae. Gene Ontology annotation, biological process: peptidyl-lysine methylation.